Ilex paraguariensis (yerba mate) is the source of this 2910-nucleotide messenger RNA. Lineage: Eukaryota; Viridiplantae; Streptophyta; Magnoliopsida; Aquifoliales; Aquifoliaceae. The record is from the annotation of a GenBank genome assembly.
CUCCCUCUCCCUCUGUCUCUCUCUCUUUCUUUCUUUCUCUCUCUCUCUGUCUCGUAGGGCUUUCAGAGCGCCGCUUUUGGUCUCGAUCCGGGAGUGUAGUCUCUUCACUCAUUACCGCCGCAAUUGUCAGGAAUUUCAACGCUAUUAACUGCAAGAUUUCAAUUUUUCUUCCCUUUUUCUGCCACAUUUCUCUCCCAGCAUCCGAAUUGGUAGCAGAUAUACAAGCGUGAUGGAAGUCACCCAGGUGCUUUUGAAUGCACAAGCAGUGGAUGGAACCGUGCGGAAACAUGCAGAGGAAACUUUGAAACAGUUUCAGGAGCAAAAUCUCGCUGGAUUCUUGUUGUCUCUUUCUGGGGAGCUUGCUAGUGAUGAGAAACCUGUCGACAGCCGGAGAUUAGCAGGUCUGAUUCUAAAAAAUGCUUUGGAUGCGAAGGAACAACAUAGGAAGUUUGAGCUUGUUCAAAGAUGGUUGUCACUAGAUGUGGCGCUGAAAACCCAGAUCAAGACAUGCUUGCUACAGACCCUCUCAUCUCCUGUGCCUGAUGCUCGUUCAACUGCAUCACAAGUCGUUGCAAAGGUUGCAGGCAUUGAGCUGCCGCAGAAACAGUGGCCUGAACUGAUAGGAUCCCUCUUGUCAAACAUUCACCAGGCUCCUGUUCAUGUUAAGCAAGCUACUUUAGAAACUCUUGGGUAUUUGUGUGAAGAAGUUUCUCCAGAUGUCAUAGACCAAGAUCAAGUAAAUAAAAUACUUACAGCUGUAGUUCAGGGUAUGAAUGCAUCUGAAGGGAACAAUGAUGUGCGACUUGCUGCUACGCGAGCAUUGUAUAAUGCUCUUGGCUUCGCUCAGGCAAAUUUUACUAAUGAUAUGGAGCGUGACUAUAUUAUGAGAGUUGUUUGUGAGGCAACUUUAUCUCCAGAAUUGAAGAUUCGACAGGCAGCUUUUGAGUGUUUGGUCUCCAUUUCGUCAACUUAUUAUGAGAAAUUAGCUCCAUACAUCCAGGAUAUUUUUAACAUCACGGCAAAGGCUGUGAAGGAAGAUGAAGAGCCUGUUGCUCUUCAAGCCGUUGAGUUCUGGAGCUCAAUUUGUGACGAGGAGAUAGAUAUUUUGGAAGAGUAUGGGGGUGAAUUUACCGCAGACUCUGAUGUCCCUUGCUUUUAUUUUAUUAAGCAGGCUCUUCCUGCACUUGUUCCUAUGCUGUUGGAGACACUUCUUAAGCAGGAGGAAGAUCAGGAUCAGGAUGAAGGAGCUUGGAAUCUUGCUAUGGCUGGGGGAACUUGCCUUGGUUUGGUUGCACGGACAGUGGGAGACGAGAUUGUCCCACUUGUUAUGCCUUUCAUUGAAGAGAACAUAACAAAGCCUGAUUGGAGGCAGAGAGAGGCAGCCACUUACGCCUUUGGUUCUAUCUUGGAGGGUCCGUCUCCUGACAAGUUAAUUCCCACUGUAAAUGUUGCACUGAAUUUCAUGCUCACUGCAUUGACAAAUGACCCUAAUAGCCACGUGAAGGACACAACAGCUUGGACUCUGGGAAGAAUAUUCGAAUUCCUUCAUGGUUCAACUGUGGAGACGCCCAUUAUUACUCAGGGAAAUUGCCAGCAGAUUAUCACCAUUCUCCUUCAGAGCAUGAAAGACACUCCAAAUGUUGCCGAGAAGGCCUGUGGUGCUCUUUAUUUUCUGGCUCAAGGUUACGAGGAUGUGGGCAUAUCAUCUCCCCUAACUCCUUAUUUCCAGGAAAUCGUUCAGUCACUUCUCACUGUUACUCACAGAGAGGAUGCUGGGGAGUCACGAUUGAGGACUGCUGCAUAUGAGACAGUGAAUGAAGUGGUGAGGUGUUCGACGGAUGAAACAUCUCCCAUGGUUUUGCAGUUAGUUCCUGUUAUAAUGAUGGAGCUUCACCAAACUCUUGAAGCACAGAAGCUUUCAUCUGAUGAACGAGAGAAGCAGAACGAGUUGCAAGGGCUUCUUUGUGGUUGCUUACAGGUCAUCAUUCAGAAGUUAGGGGCAUCAGAGUCGACUAAGUACGUCUUCAUGCAAUAUGCAGAUCAAAUCAUGAGUCUCUUUCUCAGGGUUUUUGCUUGUAGAAGUGCGACUGUGCAUGAGGAGGCAAUGCUUGCCAUUGGAGCCCUUGCCUAUGCCGCUGGCUCAGACUUUGCAAAGUACAUGCCAGAGUUUUAUAAGUACUUGGAAAUGGGUCUUCAGAAUUUUGAGGAAUACCAAGUCUGUGCUGUCACAGUGGGUGUCGUUGGUGAUAUAUGCAGGGCGUUGGAUGAUAAGGUUCUGCCUUACUGCGAUGGCAUUAUGACCCAGCUCCUUAAAGACUUGUCAAGCAACCAGUUGCACAGAUCUGUGAAACCUCCUAUUUUUUCAUGCUUUGGUGACGUAUCCCUUGCAAUAGGGGAAAAUUUUGAGAAGUAUUUGAUGUAUGCCAUGCCUAUGCUCCAGAGUGCGGCAGAGUUGUCUGCCCACACAUCAGGUGCGGAUGAUGAAAUGAUCGAGUACACCAAUCUCCUAAGAAAUGGAAUAUUGGAGGCUUAUUCGGGGAUCUUUCAAGGUUUUAAAAACUCUCCUAAAACUCAGCUGUUGAUUCCUUAUGCACCGCACAUCCUCCAGUUCCUGGAUAGCAUUUACAUGGAGAAAGACAUGGAUGAUGUGGUGAUGAAAACUGCGAUUGGGGUUCUUGGAGAUCUAGCAGAUACACUGGGUAGUAAUGCAAGUGGUUUGAUUCAGCAAUCCCUCUCAAGCAAAGACUUUUUAAACGAAUGCUUGUCCUCAGAUGACCAUUUGAUUAAAGAAUCUGCCGAGUGGGCCAAGUUGGCUAUCAGCCGUGCCAUUUCUGUUUGAGGCUUUGGCCACUUGGUAUACACUUUUGCUUUUAGAAGUCCCUGCAUGCAUAUGAGUGUGUCGAGUGGGGG